Helianthus annuus (common sunflower) is the source of this 714-nucleotide messenger RNA. RefSeq names its product probable glycosyltransferase At3g42180. The transcript is spliced from 2 exons. Lineage: Eukaryota; Viridiplantae; Streptophyta; Magnoliopsida; Asterales; Asteraceae. The coding region runs from base 1 to 687 and encodes 228 amino acids. The record is from RefSeq and is a predicted model, not a curated record. Gene Ontology annotation, molecular function: glycosyltransferase activity.
AUGAAAAAUGAUUUGGAGGGACCAUUUGCUUCACGGGGAAACCCUAAACUCUUCAAGAAUCUCAUAAGAGUGCUUUGUAAUGCCAACUCCUCAGAAGGUUUUGUCCCGAUGCGCGACGUAUCAAUGACGGAGAUUAACGGGCCAUUCAAUGGCAUCCCAAGUGUAAGCAGUGGCCAAUCACCUAACAAUCGUUCAAUCUUGGCGUUCUUCGCAGGCGGAAACCACGGUUAUGUACGCAACAAGUUGUUCAAAUAUUGGGGAAACAAAGAAGAUAAUGAUAUUCAAGUCCACACUUACCUUCAAGAAGGUCAAAACUACACUGAGUUACUGAGUCAAAGUAAGUAUUGCUUAUGUCCUAGUGGCUAUGAAGUUGCAAGUGCUAGGGCAACCGAAGCGAUCUACGUAGGGUGCAUCCCCGUCAUAAUCAAGGAUCAUUACGUUCUACCGUAUAGUGAUGUGUUAGAUUGGAGUCAGUUCUCUGUGGAAGUGCCCCUAGAUAAGAUUCCAGAUUUGAAAAGAAUUUUGGAAGAUAUAUCUUUCACCAAGUAUUUGGAAAUGCAAAAAAGACUAAUGGAAGUACAAAGACACUUCGUGGUUAACAUUCCAUCUAAACCAUUUGAUGUCUUUCAUAUGAUUCUUCAUUCUGUGUGGCUAAGAAGACUUAAUGUUCGGUUUCUAAGUUCAUGAUUGAAAUAUUUUACUGCAUUUAGUCAU